UACAAAUACACGUGUAAACUUCCGGUUAUCGGCAAAAUUAGGAAUAGACUCUGCAAAAACUUUGUCCAAAUAUAAAGAAAAUGGGUGGAAUUUGGAGCUAUUUUUCUGGCUUAUUUGGUACAAAAGAGAGAAGAAUUUUGAUACUUGGUUUAGAUGGUGCAGGAAAAACCACAAUAUUAUACAGACUACAAGUUGGUGAAGUUGUGACAACUAUUCCAACAAUUGGUUUUAAUGUUGAAACAGUUCAGUUUAAAAAUUUAAAAUUUCAAGUAUGGGAUCUUGGUGGACAAACAAGUAUAAGACCAUAUUGGAGAUGUUACUAUAGUAACACAGAUGCCAUUAUAUAUGUAGUAGAUAGUAUGGAUAGGGAAAGAAUGGGUAUCUCAAAACAGGAAUUAUUCUCUAUGUUAGAGGAAGAUGAAUUAAGGAAAGCUGUCCUUGUAAUAUUUGCUAAUAAACAGGAUAUAGAGGGCGCUAUGACACCAAGUGAAGUAGCUAAUGCAUUAGGACUUACAGCAAUUAAACAUAAAUAUCAGAUAUUUAAAACAUCAGCAAUCAAAGGGGAAGGACUAAAUGAAGCAAUGGAAUGGACUGCAAAUACACUAACACAACAAAAGUGAAGAACAUAAGAACAAAGACUAUAUUUAUUGGAGUAAUAAUGUGACCAACAAGUGUGAUGAGAAAAAAUACUGAUGAUGGUCAAGUAGUAGUGCUAACAGAUAAAAAAAACCAGUACAUUGUAAAAUUGAAAUAUUAUAAAUCGAUAUUGUAUUCGAAAACCAUUAUUUUACUUGAUGGUUCUGAGAUGACAACAUUAAAGAAAUUGUUUUAAAUGUCACAUCCGCUUGAUAUAAAUAUUCAACCAUUGAUAAAUAAGAACUUUAAAUUUCCAUUGCCAUGGUAUUGUCACCUUUAAACCAUGAUGAAAAGGUUGUCUAUAAAUGGUCAUGGUCUCCAGUCAAAUUGAUCUAUGGUAUUGAGUAACUUAUGUUUAUCAGGCUUUUUUCACAAAAAUUCUUACGAUAAAAGUUGAUCGUAACUUCUACUGAAAAGUUCAUGACUUAAGAGUGUUUUUUCUUGUAAGUUUUUUUGUGAAAUUGAUGGCUGCUUUGAACACUAGUAGACUUUGGAUUAAAGUUGUGGGUAUUUUAUAAUUUAGAUUUUGUAGUUGAUUGUCAUGUUUUUUAAAUGAUAUUCCUGAGUACUGAAUACCAGUAAUUGAGAUGUAAAUUUAAUGUUCUAUCAAAUUUCUGAAUAUAUUGGAAAUUAAGAAAUUAUUGCAUGCUCUUAUUAUUGCAAUUGUUGAACAAUGGACUAAAAUGCCAGAUUAAUUUUUGCGAUUUCGGGAAAUGCUGCAUACAAAUAAUACCUGCCAAAUUUUAAAAUAGGAGUUUUUAAUUUUUUUUGUAAAACCAAUCCUGUCGUAGUUUUCGCAAAAAUUUCUGAAUUUACAUUUACAGUAAACUGUUUUCUUUGACCAUGUGACAAAUGCUAAAUCAUUUUUUCUCACAAAUUGUUAUGGUUUUUCUUCAUUUAAAAUAUAUAAAUAUUUCAUUGUAAAUUACAAAAAAUGUAUUCCGCAUUUUUGUGCCUGUCCCAAGUCAGGAGCCUCUGGCCUUUGUUAGUCUUGUAUGUUUUUUUAAUUUUAGUUCAUUUAUAUGUUUGGAGUUAAGUGUGACGUCCAUUUUCACUGAACUCUCCCUCUUCAGUUUAUGGGGAAGGGUUUCCGUCUAAAUUAUUUUUUACAUGUAUAGAUUAAUAAAGUUUUCCAUUAAACGAAUUUUGAUAAAGGGGGAGGGUGAAUGUCUAAAAUUGUUUUUACAUAGAUUAUUGAUGUUGUUCAUAUAAUGAUUUUCAAUCUAUUGUCACGAACACACAAGUGACUAAGUGGAGUGUAUUUGUGUAUGUCUUUUGCUUGUUUUUGUGAGGUUAUUUAUUAUUGUUUAUUGAGAAAAAGUUUUAUUUUAUAAUUAUACAUUACGAAAAGAAAAUAUUAAAAUAUGACAAGUCUAA
This is a messenger RNA of Mytilus californianus (California mussel), 2013 nucleotides long. RefSeq names its product ADP-ribosylation factor-like protein 1. Gene Ontology annotation, biological process: intracellular protein transport; vesicle-mediated transport. NCBI's taxonomy places the organism in Eukaryota, Metazoa, Mollusca, Bivalvia, Mytilida, Mytilidae. Gene Ontology annotation, cellular component: cytoplasm; Golgi apparatus. The transcript has 6 exons. The coding region runs from base 81 to 620 and encodes 179 amino acids. The record is from RefSeq and is a predicted model, not a curated record. Gene Ontology annotation, molecular function: GTPase activity; GTP binding.